UCCACCAAGGUAAUUGACAACAUACCGGAGACACUGAAAGUAUUGAAAUUAAUGAGUUAUUUUCACCAGAAGGGACCUCGGAAAUUCGUAGAACACUAAAUGUACAUCCAAGAAGCAAACGUCCGUAGAGAUACAAACAUAUGAAUCACGUCUGGUUGUUUAUUUAUCACGUUCAGACUUCUGAAGCUGUUGAGUCGCUAAAACUCCUUGAGCAGUCCAAGUUAAUGCCACAUUUUGGUGUACGGAAACAUGCKUGCAGUCGCAGAAAGAUGGGAGCCAAGAGAUAAGAGGAAAUUCUUCACUUACCUGCUUGUGGAGUUGGUGAUCAUGGCGGGCACGGUCAUGCUGGCAUACUACUUCGAGUACACGGACACGUUUAACGUGCACGUCCAAGGGUUCUUCUGCUAUGACAAUGCCUACGCGAAGCCGUACCUCGGACCGGAGGAGUCCAGCGCGAUCCCUCCCGCUCUACUGUAUGCGCUCGUGGCAGGGGUCCCAACACUUGUGAUCAUGAUCUCAGAGACCGUACUGUUCUUGAUACAAUACUCGUCCAAAGAGCUGGACAGUCAGGAGAAGACCAUGCUGACAGGAGACUGCUGCUACCUCAACCCUCUGGUGCGCAGGACCUUUCGCUUUCUGGGAGUGUACACGUUCGGGCUGUUCACUGUGGACAUCUUUGUAAACGCGGGCCAGGUGGUGACGGGCAACCUGUCCCCCCACUUCCUGACGGUGUGUAAGCCCAACUUCACGGCCCUGGGCUGCCAGCACGCCCUGCGCUACAUCAGCCACCAAGAGGCCUGCACCGGGAACCAGGAGGAUAUCCUGCGUGCACGUAAAACCUUCCCCUCCAAAGAGGCUGCUCUCAGCGUCUACGCAGCUCUCUAUCUCGCGAGUUACAUCACGUGCACGGUGAAAGCCAAAGGGACGCGGCUAGCCAAGCCUGUGCUGUCCCUGGGUCUGAUGUGUCUGGCCUUCCUCACAGGACUCAACAGAGUGGCUGAGUAUCGGAACCACUGGUCUGAUGUCAUCGCUGGCUUCAUCAUAGGAGUGGCCAUUGCUACCUUCCUGGUGUUGUGUGUGGUGCAUAACUUCAAAGGCAAGCUGUUACUGACUGGUGAAGACCCCCCACAGGAGAACAUGUCUAGAGUGGAGAGCCCACUGGAGAAGUACAUCGCCUCGCAGAAUCACAUCACCUUCGCUGAAGUCACAUGACGUUGAAUCGGCCGUUUUGCAAACCCAUUGGACAUCAACGCUCUUCACCGUCCAAUCAAAAAUGUAAUAGUCGGGGUGCAACGCUAACUCAUUAUGUACGGCUACUGUAUAAGGUCUGUCUGUGUUGUUGUCUUGUCGGUCCCUGUAUCCUAUCCUAUGCCGCAGUCAUGUAAAAACUCCUCAAUAGCUUGAUGGGAAGCUCUUUGCUGUGUUUCUCCAUGUGUUUGCUGCAUUUAUUUAAUCUAUUUUUGGACUUAAUCCCUAAAUGAGGAAAAUUGACCUGAUUCAACUUGAAUUAACUCGACUUGUCAUUAUAAGCAGAAAUGCUGACACGCUGUGACCCAGAUGCCACUUUAUACUGUAGAAGAGAGGACUUCAUCAUGGAAGUGACUGAUCCAUUCUUCCACAAUGUUGGUCGGAUACGUUCUUAUUCAUUCUGCCAUCGCUCCAUGUAAAUUAUAUUUCAUCAUUGGACUCUAUUUUGUGUACAAUAAGCAUUGUUACAUUAUCAGUAUCCUAAAUAAUGGGAAGAUAGGGAGCAUUCUUUUUCUCAAAGGUAGCCUACUGUAUGUUGUGUUGAAUUUGUAGAUGUGUAGAUUCAAAAAUGGCCCUGUUGCCACAUACAGGGACAUAUAUUUCAACCCCAGAUUAUGAUAAAUGUAAACCAAUGAUGUUGGUUAGACUUUGA
This is a messenger RNA of Salvelinus sp. IW2-2015, 1900 nucleotides long. RefSeq names its product phospholipid phosphatase related 5b (gene plppr5b). Gene Ontology annotation, cellular component: plasma membrane. NCBI's taxonomy places the organism in Eukaryota, Metazoa, Chordata, Actinopteri, Salmoniformes, Salmonidae. Gene Ontology annotation, biological process: signal transduction; phospholipid dephosphorylation; phospholipid metabolic process. Gene Ontology annotation, molecular function: phosphatidate phosphatase activity. The record is from RefSeq and is a predicted model, not a curated record.